Messenger RNA from Acanthamoeba castellanii str. Neff, 375 nucleotides. RefSeq lists its product as uncharacterized. Gene Ontology annotation, molecular function: pseudouridine synthase activity; RNA binding. Lineage: Eukaryota; Discosea; Longamoebia; Acanthamoebidae. The record is from RefSeq and is a predicted model, not a curated record. Bases 1 to 375 code for a protein of 124 amino acids. The transcript has 3 exons. Gene Ontology annotation, biological process: pseudouridine synthesis.
AUGGAAGCGGCAGCAAGGGAGGGAGCAGCGGCGGUGGCGGCGGCAGCGGCGGCGGGUUCGAAGGGCGGGCUGGCACGGGUCCUGCGGGUGGGUCCGGGUCCGGGAGAGUGGGUGGUGGCGUGCAAGGCCGGCGGUCUGUUCGUACACCGGAACCAGUGGGACUGGUCCCUCCCGCCCAGCGAGCGCGUCUACGCCGCCCAGCUCCUCCAGGACCACGUCGACCAGCUCCUCGCCACCUCCCACUGGGGCACCACCCCUGUGGAGGAGGGGCAGGGCAAGGUGCAUCUGGUGCACAGGUUGGACAAGCCGGCGUCGGGCUGCCUCCUGGCCGCGCUCUCCGCACCCCCAUGUGCGGGGCACGACGCCGAGCGCUGA